AUGGAGAACAUACAAGAGUUGUCGCUGGCAGACGUUGCCAAGCACAGCACCGACAAGGAUCCGUGGAUCUGCGUCCACGGAUAUGUGUAUGAUGUGUCCGAGUUCCUGGACGACCAUCCGGGAGGGGGAGAGAUACUCCGUGCCUUUGCUGGAAAGGACGCCACGGAAGGAUUCGAAGACGCCGCCCACUCUGAAGAUGUAAAAUCGAUCAUGGACGGGUUGUUGGUCGGACGACUACCAUCGAAGGCGCUGCAAAAUCCCGCGGACCCGACCCAGCCGCCAAAACGACAAACCCCGACUCGACAAUCUGAUCCCAUACCUGCACGCGCUGGUGCCACCUCAACGCACCUCACGAGCAAGGCGAAACUAGGGUUCAUGCUCGUCAUUUUCGCCGUCAUCAUGUCCAAGUUGAUCGUCUCGGGGCUGGGUGCUGGGGUUUUCUUCGUGGCGGCUGGAACAGCGACGGUGGUUUCCCCUUUCGUGUUAUUUUUCGUGGCAGCCACCACACGUCACCGAGGAGCCGACGCUUACCCCGACUACAUCAAGCCCAACGUAUUUACGUAG
Molecule: messenger RNA, 564 nt
Organism: Diplodia corticola
Lineage: Eukaryota; Fungi; Ascomycota; Dothideomycetes; Botryosphaeriales; Botryosphaeriaceae
Product: cytochrome b5
Exons: 3
Coding region: 1-564 (187 amino acids)
Cellular component (GO): intracellular membrane-bounded organelle; membrane
Molecular function (GO): heme binding
Source: RefSeq, a predicted model, not a curated record